Molecule: messenger RNA, 2367 nt
Organism: Chenopodium quinoa (quinoa)
Lineage: Eukaryota; Viridiplantae; Streptophyta; Magnoliopsida; Caryophyllales; Amaranthaceae
Exons: 2
Coding region: 1-2367 (788 amino acids)
Source: RefSeq, a predicted model, not a curated record
AUGUGCCAUAAUUUUUUGCAUAAGAGACCCGAUGAAAUUCUCAAUCAUUUGAGUAAAUGGGCAUUUGAUAAAACAUAUACCCGUUGGAUCUGGCAUGGAGAGUUUAGGGACAUACAAGAUAGUGGUAGUGGUGAGAAAAGGGAUGAUGUGCGGGAAGUUCAUAAUAAUAAUGAGGGUGAUGGGUUGGAGGACAUGUUGCAUGCAGUUGAGGAUCAAUUUGAUAACAACCCUUCCAUGUUGGAGAGCUUGUUAAACGACUAUGAAAAACCAUUGUAUGAAGGUUGCACCAAGUACACAAGGUUAUCAGCCAUACUCAAAUUAUACAACCUGAAGGCUGGUCAUGGUUGGACAGACACAAGUUUUAAUGUGUUAUUGGAAUUGGUGAAAGACAUGCUUCCCAAAGACAAUGUCCUUCCUAUUGGUACAUAUGAGGCGAAAAAGACACUAAGCUCUAUGGGUUUACCUUAUGAGAAAAUGCAUGCUUGCCCUAAUGAUUGUGUAUUGUAUCGUAAUCAAUAUGAAUCGUUAGAGAGUUGUCAAAUUCGUAAAGCCUCACGGUAUAAGAAAGGGGAUCGGGGAGUACCUGCCAAAACAUUAUGGUAUUUUCCAAUAGUACCAAGGUUUAAGAGGUUAUUUUCAAAAGCAGAAGAUGCAACGAAGUUAACCUGGCAUUUUGAUGGCCGAGUAGACGAUGGAAUGCUUAGACACCCGGCUGACUCUCCGCAGUGGAGGUUUAUUGAUGCAAAAUACUCUGAAUUUGCACAUGAAAAGCGUAAUUUACGCCUUGCAUUGUCUAUAGAUGGUUUCAAUCCAUUUGGUUCCAUGAGUAAUACGUAUAGUACUUGGCCCGUUAUGUUGGUGACCUACAAUUUACCCCCAUCAUUAUGCAUGAAGAGAAGGUAUAUGUUCCUUUCGUUGCUAAUUUUAGGGCCAAAACAGCCGGGAAAUGACAUUGAUGUGUACUUGGCACCUCUUAUUGACGAUUUGAUUAUGCUUUGGGAAGAAAGUGUGGAAGUUUUUGAUGCACAUCGCAAUGAGAAGUUUAAUUUGAAAGCAAUGCUAUUUUGCACCAUUCAAGAUUUUCCGGCUGAUGGAAAUCUUUCGGGGUAUACUGUGAAAGGGGAAACAGCUUGUCCUAUUGGUAUGGAGGAUUGCAAAGGACAGUGGUUAAAGGAAUCUGGAAAGCAUGUUUAUCCGGUUCAUCGUCAAUUUUUGCCGUCUGAUCAUCCAUAUCGAAGGAGAAAAAAUGCGUUUGAUGGGACACAAGAAUUCAAAGGGCGACCAAAAGUCAUGUUAGGUGAAGAGGUCUUCGAAAAGAAAUUUUUCUUUGUGAGACAUUCACUUGAUGUUAUGCAUAUUGAGAAGAAUGUGUGUGAUAGCUUGAUUGGUACAUUACUCAAUAUCCCCGGUAAGACUAAGGAUGGUAAAAAAUCUAGAGAUGAUUUGAAGCAUAUGGGGAUUAGAGAUGAAUUGCAUGUUGUUACAAAUGAGAAAGGUCGAGCAUACUUGCCUCCUGCUGCUUACACAUUGUCCAGAAAAGAAAAAAUCGAGUUUUGUGAAAGCUUGGUUGGAGUAAAAGUGCCCGAAGGUUAUUCUUCGAAUAUUCGUAGCCUUGUGAACAUGGAUACUUUGAAACUUGUAGGCCUUAAGUCUCUUGAUUGCCAUGUUUUAAUGCAGCACUUGUUACCUGUAGCAAUUCGUUCUAUUCUGCCUAAAAUUGUUCGUUAUGCUAUAAUUAGACUUUGCGGAUUUUUUCAUGCGAUUUAUAGCAAAGUGAUUGAUCCAAGAGAGUUGACUGCAUUAGAGGAUGAAAUUGUUGAAAUUUUGUGUCAAUUAGAGAUGUUUUUUCCUCCAUUAUUUUUUGAUAUUAUGAUCCAUUUACCGAUUUACUUGGUUAGAGAGAUAAGAUAUUGUGGUCCAGUUCACAUGAGAAAUCAAUGGUGUUUUGAAAGGCAAAUGAGAACCUAUAAGGGAUAUGUGAAGAACGCUUUUCAUCCUGAAGGUUGUAUUGCCGAACGACUAUUUUAUGAAGAAGUUCUUGCUUAUUCCAAUGACUAUGUGCUAAAUGCAAUACGGAUAGGGCUUCCUGUAUCUCGUCAUAGUGGAAGAAUGGAUGGUGAGGGGACCAUAGGUCAAAAAGUACGUGACCUAUCCUAUGUUGAUUGGCAUAAGGCUCAUUUAUACAUUCUUCAUAAUGAGGAUGAAGUUAUGCCGUAUGUUGAGAAACACAUGAGCUUCUUGAGGAAAAGCAACAGCAGAGCAAAUGAGAAGUCAUUAGCUGCUGAACAUAGUAGGUCAUUUAUUAGUUGGCUGAAGGAUUAUGUAAUGAAGGAGCUAAUAGAUUCUUCGACUCCAUUUUCUGAUUGA